AUGAAUGUCAGUUUCCUUGGAAGGGACUUUGGAGAUAAAGGAUGGAUGGUGAGCAGAAGGACGCAGGAGGGGUUUGCUUCUAGGAUUCAGAACAGUUUUCAUCAGAAAGCUUCAUCCAUCUGUUCAUCUGUCUGCACGUUCAUCAUGCUGCAUCGAGAGCUGAGCUUUCUCACAUUGUUGGUGCUACUAUGCCAGCAUGGUGUCAAAGCAGUAGACCUCAUCACCUGUGAGGGAGAAACUGCCAGUUUUACCUGUGCACAGGGAACCAUUAAUGUGCUUUCUGCCAAUAAUGGGCGUACGGACAGAGCAACCUGCUCUACUGGAAGACCAGCUCACCAGCUCUCAAAUGUUCAGUGCACUCAGAGCACAUCCCUAAGUGUGCUGACCACACAAUGUGAUGGAAAGCUGAAUUGUUCCAUUGUUGUGGGGAAUUCAGCUUUCACUGAACCUUGUCCUGGAACUUACAAAUACCUGAAUGUGUCUUACGAGUGCAUCUUACCACCACCACCAAGUGCACCAACAACAAAUCUGGUUACCUGUGAAUCAGAAACUGCCCAUCUCAGCUGUGACCAGGGAACCAUUAAGGUGCUUUCUGCCAAUUAUGGGCGUACGGACAGCACAACCUGCUCUACUGGAAGACCAGCUCACCAGCUCUCAAAUGUUCAGUGCACUCAGAGCACAUCCCUAAGUGUGCUGACCACUCAAUGUGAUGGAAAGCAGAAUUGUUCCAUAGUUGUGGGGAAUGCAGCUUUCACUGACCCUUGUCCUGGAACUUACAAAUACCUGAAUGUGUCUUACGAGUGCAUCUUACCACCACCACCAAGUGCACCAACAUCAAAUCUGGUUACCUGUGAAUCAGAAACUGCCCAUCUCAGCUGUGACCAGGGAACCAUUAAGGUGCUUUCUGCCAAUUAUGGGCGUACGGACAGCACAACCUGCUCUACUGGAAGACCAGCUCACCAGCUCUCAAAUGUUCAGUGCACUCAGAGCACAUCCCUAAGUGUGCUGACCACUCAAUGUGAUGGAAAGCAGAAUUGUUCCAUAGUUGUGGGGAAUGCAGCUUUCACUGACCCUUGUCCUGGAACUUACAAAUACCUGAAUGUGUCUUACGAGUGCAUCUUACCACCACCACCAAGUGCACCAAUAACAAAUCUGGUUACCUGUGAAUCAGAAACUGCCCAUCUCAGCUGUGACCAGGGAACCAUUAAGGUGCUUUCUGCCAACUAUGGUCGUACAAACAACACAACCUGCUCUACUGGAAGACCAGCUAACCAGCUCUCAAAUGUUCAGUGCACUCAGAGCACAUCCCUAAGUGUGGUGACCACUCGAUGUGAUGGAAAGCAGAAUUGUUCCAUUGUUGUGGGGAAUGCAGCUUUCACUGACCCUUGUCCUGGAACUUACAAAUACCUGUAUGUGUCUUACGAGUGCAUCUUACCACCACCACCAAAAUUGUCUGAGCUGGGAUGGUCAAAUGGUCGCUUUUCUCUUGAGAUGGAGCUUUUCGCCUGA
This is a messenger RNA of Triplophysa rosa, 1509 nucleotides long. RefSeq names its product rhamnose-binding lectin-like. Gene Ontology annotation, molecular function: carbohydrate binding. Lineage: Eukaryota; Metazoa; Chordata; Actinopteri; Cypriniformes; Nemacheilidae. The record is from RefSeq and is a predicted model, not a curated record. The coding region runs from base 1 to 1509 and encodes 502 amino acids. The transcript is spliced from 16 exons.